CAUUGCCCGGCUGGGUUUUUUUCUGAGAGUCAAGAAAUGGGCGUUGGCCGGUCCCCACCAAUUCCAAAGACCCUAACAGACAAGGAGUGUGCCCAUUACCACGUGGGGAGAAGUUCGGCCAAGAGCCGCUGACUCCAGGCCACAGCACACAGGGCCCCACGGGACGCUCGCCAGGAUUCACCAAAACCUCGCUUCUUGCUAGGCAACAGAAUCUCCACGGCGACCGGAAGAGGAAGAUGCAGGGCUGCCCGGAACCGCGUAGGGCGGGCGCACGCAGUCUCUCUGGGCACCGCGGAGACAGGGAUACACAGCGUCCCGGUCGCCAUGAAAACAGGCCACACCCCGGCUAUCCCGGCCCGUGCCUGCCCAGUGCGCAGACGCACAUGCCGUCCCGCGCAUGAGCAUUGCGGCUUGGAGCCCGCCAGCCCGUGUCUCCGGCGCCAGCUACGCCGCUGUGGCUGUCACUAUGGCCCAUUACAAAGCCGCGGACUCGAAGCGCGAGCAGUUCCGGAGGUACUUGGAGAAGUCGGGGGUGCUGGACACGCUGACGAAAGUGUUGGUAGCCUUAUAUGAAGAGCCAGAGAAGCCCACCAGUGCUCUGGAUUUUUUAAAGCAUCACUUAGGAGCUGCUACCCCGGAAAGCCCAGAAAUAGAGCUGCUUCGCCUAGAAUUGGCAGAAAUGAAAGAGAAAUAUGAAGCUACUGUAGAAGAAAAUAAAAAACUGAAAGCAAAGCUUGCUCAGUAUGAGCCACCUCAGGAGGAGAAGCGUGCUGAAUAGGAUUCUUCUCAGUUGAAAAGACACUGAAAACUGGUUUUGUAUCACUUGAAUAGCUUGUAUAGUAUAUAAUCUUUCCUGAAAAGAUGCUAUAAACUUUUAAUAUGUAAAAUCCACUCAUCACACUUUAAUGUUAUAAACACAUAUACAUAGAAUCACCAAUAAAAACUCAAUAUAACUUU
Messenger RNA from Microtus ochrogaster (prairie vole), 957 nucleotides. RefSeq names its product MYC binding protein (gene Mycbp). Gene Ontology annotation, biological process: regulation of DNA-templated transcription. The record is from RefSeq and is a predicted model, not a curated record. Lineage: Eukaryota; Metazoa; Chordata; Mammalia; Rodentia; Cricetidae. Gene Ontology annotation, molecular function: transcription coactivator activity. Gene Ontology annotation, cellular component: nucleus.